Equus quagga is the source of this 5870-nucleotide messenger RNA. RefSeq names its product BCL2 interacting protein 2 (gene BNIP2). Gene Ontology annotation, cellular component: cytoplasm. The record is from RefSeq and is a predicted model, not a curated record. Lineage: Eukaryota; Metazoa; Chordata; Mammalia; Perissodactyla; Equidae. The transcript is spliced from 11 exons. Bases 255 to 1235 code for a protein of 326 amino acids. Gene Ontology annotation, biological process: apoptotic process.
AUCCGGGUCAGCUGCUGCCGCUGCCGGUACCGCUGUUGCUGCCGCUGCUGCUGUGGCCGGGAAACUGGGCCCGGGUCUCCACCGCCGUCCGAGGGGAGCGGGCUCCGCUCGGCGCUACCUUCUACGACCUGGCCGUCAGCCCCACGUCGCCGGCCUGGAGGGGCGAAGAAGACGAGGGAGCCAAGGCUUCCUCCGGGGACAUUGGCUCUCUGGAUUCCCAGGAGUUUGUAGUUGACAUUGAAUCCAAGCUGAGAAUGGAAGGUGUGGAACUUAAGGAGGAAUGGCAAGAUGAAGAUUUUCCAAUACCUUUACCAGAAGAUGAUAGUAUUGAAGCAGAUAUAUUAGCUGUAGCUGGACCAGAGAGCCAGCCUGGCUCACUAGAAGUUAAUGGAAAUAAAGUAAGAAAGAAACUAAUGGCCCCAGACAUUAGCCUGACCCUGGAUCCUAGUGAUGGCUCUGUGUUGUCCGAUGAUUUGGAUGAAAGUGGGGAGAUUGACUUAGAUGACUUAGACACACCGUCAGAGAACAGUAAUGAAUUUGAGUGGGAAGAUGAUCUUCCAAAACCCAAAACUACUGAAGUUAUUAGGAAAGGCUCAAUUACUGAAUACACAUCAGCAGAGGAAAAAGAAGAUGGACGACGCUGGCGUAUGUUCAGAAUUGGAGAACAGGACCACAGGGUUGAUAUGAAGGCAAUUGAACCUUACAAAAAAGUUAUCAGCCAUGGAGGAUAUUAUGGGGAUGGAUUAAAUGCCAUUGUUGUGUUUGCUGUCUGUUUUAUGCCUGAAAGUGGUCAACCUAACUAUAGGUACCUGAUGGACAAUCUCUUUAAAUAUGUUAUUGGCACUUUGGAGCUGUUAGUAGCAGAAAACUACAUGAUAGUUUAUUUAAAUGGUGCAACAACUCGAAGAAAAAUGCCCAGUCUGGGAUGGCUCAGGAAAUGCUAUCAGCAAAUUGAUAGAAGGUUACGGAAAAAUCUAAAAUCUCUAAUCAUUGUUCAUCCCUCUUGGUUUAUCAGAACACUUCUGGCUGUUACAAGACCAUUUAUUAGCUCAAAAUUCAGCCAAAAAAUUAGAUACGUCUUUAAUUUGGCAGAACUAGCGGAACUUGUCCCCAUGGAAUAUGUUGGCAUACCAGAAUGCAUAAAACAGUAUGAAGAAGAAAAGUUAAAAAAGAAACAAAAAAGAGUUGAUCAAGAGCUUAAUGGAAAACAAGAUGAACCGAAAAGUGAACAGUAAGUUUGGCAUCCAGUCCAAACCAGACUGAAGAAUGUGCUGAUGAAGCAGUGCUCUUUUUUGCAUUUAUAAUGCAUUUAUUGGCCCUGAUUUUUAUGUAACCUGUUACAAAAUUGACUUGACAUUUUCUUCAUGGACUUUUGUAUAAGGGACUGUUCACUGCUGUAUUGGUUUGCGAAUCUUUUGAAUUUAGCUCUUUACUAGCUAAUUAUAUUGCAAUCAUUUUAUAUUUUAUAUUACUAAAUAGCAAAGAACCACACUUUAUAUAAAGCAGUUUUUGCAUCUGUUUAUUGAAUGAUGCAUCUUCUUCAGUAAAAUAUUUAUAUGCCUAACUGGUAAAGGAAAGAGAUAAUAUAUAUUUUUAUGUUUUUGAGCAAUAUUUUUUAAUGUAUACCUGUCUUGUGGAAGAGUAUGCAGGUAAAUAAGACCAUGAAUUUGUAAAGUGCAUGUUAGAAUUUUUGUUUUUGUAAAUGGUUAAAUACAUUUCCUGGGUAGCUUAGAAAAUAAAGUUGCCCUUAAGAUGAGGGACAGUUAAACUGGUUCUCAUGAAUACCCAAAGGUCAUGUACAUAAUCUAAGUAAAUUAGUACCAUCCUAAGUGUUUUUCUCACUUAAUGUGUUCUGUUUCUUAAUUCAGAAGUGCAAAUACAAGUGUGUUAGACACGUUUUCCUUUUUAAACUUAAAGACAAGUCAAAAAGCCAUCUUUAGAACUAGAGAAUGUAAGAGGCUAAGAAUUGGGGUUUGUAUAUAUGUAUAUGUGGGACAUUUUAUCUUCUGGCCGAAAGUCAGAACUUUAUAAAAAUCUUAGGUUUGUUCACUAAUGUGAAAUAAGCUCUGUGUCCAGGGUAUCACUCUCCUGAGUCUGUGUGAGUGCAGUGUAGUAUUCAGAGAAUGUGAGGAGUUAUUCCCUGUCACUACUUUUCUGUAGAAAACAGGAGCUGCUUUUUUAACUGCUCUCAAUGUGGGCACUUUACUAAAAUGCUUUCAUAUCAGUUAUUUGAACUUGGUAGGUGUUUGACCUAGUCAGAUAUGUUUUCACAUUUUCUGUUCAAUCAUGUUGACAGUACUGUAAAUUAAGUUGUUUUGUAAGACUUAGAGCAUCAUUAUAUUACAUGGUCUUGAAUGACACAUUUGAUGUAAGCAUAUAAACUUUCUUGUUCACUUUGGUAAGUAUCUUGACUCUACAUUGAAAUAAAUACUACUUAUGCCUCAAAACAGAACUUAAUUACCCACAAAAUCAUCCUAAAACAACAGAUUGGUCUGGUGUUUUGUCGCAUAUUUGCGUGACUCAUAUAUAUUUGGUAAACUUAGGACCCUCCUGAUAGGACAGUCACACCAUGCUCCAGCCUUUCCUUUAAGGUAAUUUACAAAAGAGUGUCCUGGAGUAGCAAAAUUGAAGUGGAUGAGAGCUAAGCUUUAGUAUUCUGUCUUAGACUGAACACACAUGUGGCUUUUACUAUUUUCAUUUAUUAUGGAGUUUCUAUUGCAAAAGAGAAUUUUCCUUCACUUUUUGUCCUCCUCUGUCUUAAACUUGGCAUGCUAACCUAAGUCCAAUUAUGGGAGGUGCUGGAAGAUUCCCAGGAUGAGGCCUUCUCCUUGACUUAACUUGGAUCCAGGAGAUGUAGGCAAAUCCUGAACUAAUGUCAUUGUGGUGAAGAAAGCCAAAACCAUCAUUGCUUGCUCAAAUCAUAGAAACACUUUGUGUUGAAAAAGGAAACUAACAAUAACAACGUAGGCAUUCCUUCUGAAUUUACCAAAUGAGGAUUAUGAGUAAAGGAUCAUAUGGAAUUUAGCUGUGAUCAGAGUCGGUGUUUGUACAGUGUUUUAGGUAGUCUUUCCUCUGUCUAUAAGUCUUUAUCUCACUCAGAAUACGCUGAGCUUUUUAAAUAGGUGGUUUUCCUCCACAUUAAGUACCCAGUUCUUCAGUUUCAGUGCUUUCGGUGUUUAUUGACUUUUGCUUUUGCAAGCAUUGUUCCUAACUAUGGAUACAACUUGUUGCAAAAGUGGUGCAUUUUCCUAAAUACUUUUAAGGAGAAGUGGACUGUAUUCUAUUAGAACAUUAAAACUCAGAAGGAACAGCGAUAACACUUGGGAUAUAAUGAAAGGGAUGUGUUGUGGAUCACUAGAUAAAAAGGAUAGCUGCUCUAACUUAGAUUUUAAUGGGAUCUGGUAUAGGGAAGUGCCCCAUAAUAAAUGUUUCAUAACUAUAACACUUAAGAUCCUAACUGGUAGGUUUGAGGGAAAGCGUUUAUUAAAUUUGUUAUUUGUAAUUGGUAGCCAUGUGACAUUUACCCUGUAUCAGUCAAUUUGAAUUUUCCAUUACUGAUUGAAGCGAAAGUACAUAUAAUUGUAUUAGUUUAUCUUUCUGCUGGGGUCAUGAAUCUAACUUAACUGGUUUAAUUUGAUGCUUCUGUCACUAUUAUUUUGUUAUAGUUGGGCUCUGAGUGCCUCUUUUAAGUCAAAAGUUUCUCGUAUAAAGUAGUUUGAUUGUGUUCUGCUUGAUUAUAUUCCUAAGUAGCACCGAGGAAAAUCACUAUGUUGACCCCACAGUUUAAGCUUAAUAGUCUUUAACUUGAGGAGAGGAAUAUAAAGAAAUGAUUCUAAGUAGGGCCUAGGAGGAUAGUUGGAAAGGAAGAUAACAAAACAAGGAAGAGAAAGAAAACUAUGAGGGGGUCAAGAGCUGUUACCUAAGAUGCCACUGAAUGUGUCUUGUUAAGGGAAGUAGUGUGUGUGGCAGCUGCCAUUACGAGUUUUGUAUCCAGCAGGACAACCUGCAGGUGACACACAGAAUUUGUGAAUAAGGAGACUGAGGAGUGAAAGGGGAAAAGGCUGAUGAUACCUGGAAUGAGAAUUGAUAUUUUCCUCUGCUUUGUCCCCUCAUACAGAAGCAAGUUUCAACAGAGAGGGUCAGCAAUUACAGUGCUGGAUUAAAGUUUAGGACCAGGUUAUUUUUCAUAUUUCAUGGUUGGUAAACAUUAAAGCAGCCUUCCAAAAUGGGCAUCACUAUUUGGUAACUGCGCUGAAUUCUGAAAUUUGCUGAUUGACAAGUAUAUAUUGGCAGCUAGAAUUUCUUCAACUGCGAUUUCAGAGUUUAAAAAGGUAAGGAAUCUGCUUUUGGAGAGAAGACUUGUAAAUGACUGUACAGCAUUACUAUUUGGCUGUUUUAGGAGUGCUCAGGGAAUUUGGGAGUGUUUGAUUUAAUACAGAAGUGGCUUUUUAGAUUUCUUCAGUUGAUAGAGAAACUAGUAAUUAGGAUAUAUUGGGUAGAACAGGCCAGUUUCCUGAUGAGAUUAGUAACGUAGAUAAGGUGACAGUAGCUUCUUUUUCCCGUGUUAUAUGUGUAAAAUUGCUGACGUUGCAAUUGCUCAAUCAGAAGGGAGGAAGGCAGGCUGGAAAUAAUUAAUUAAUUGCUACCCCUUUCUAUUUUUUCCCCAUCCUGUAUGGAUAUUUGAGAAAUGGAUUACAAAUCUCAGAAGAAUGCGAUAGACAGGAAUUAAUGUACUUAUUAGUUAGACUGACUAUUCUGUUAGAGUUUAUCUUGUCAUAGGGAACAGGAAUUGUAUAACUUGAGUUGCUGGGAGAGUGAGUCAGAAACUUAGACUUUCGUGGGAAAGUGAGCUGGAAAGGAAAGUGGGAGGUUAUCUACUCAGUGUUCUAAUAGCCCAGAAAAAUUGCCUAGGGAGCCUUUCACCCCCUUUUCCUGUCCCAAGAUUCUAAAUGAAUUAGACUCAGAUCAAUGGUGAGUCCCAGUAACGUAACUUUUCUUUAAAGUACUAAGUGGUGACUGAAAAUAAGGUGAUGAGUUGAACAGUAAAGAGUGGCACUAAAAUUUGAACAGAACUAUUAUUUUGUUGCAGCUAUAUAUGAUAGAUCUACUUAAUUUCAUAUGUUUUGAGAACUACUUGGAAAAUGCUAGGAAAGUUCACAUAAAGCACUUAAUAACUAAUCUAACACCAGAUGAAAAUAUAGGGUUUAAUGCUUCCAAAUUAAUAUAUUAAGCUGUUUGCUUCAGAUUGCUAUCUGAUUCUAUCUUAUAAGACAUACUACAAGAGGUUUAAACAUUUGCAUUUUGAAGUUUUUAUGCAUUUUCACAUUCAGUGUGGCUAAGGAGGAACUUGGAAAAUAAUAUUAGCUACUCCACUGCAGUUUUUGUAUACGGACUUCUAAAAUUAUGCCCCUUAAACAGUUUAUUUACAUGAACCCAGCUGGUAAAUAUUGGUGGUGUUCAGGGCUACUGACUUGCACAGCCCUUGGAGCACCACCCACACAGAACACAACUCAGAGUUUGUUCCACACUAACGCACUUUGAUAUGUAUUUCAAAACUUCAAACAUUUUUCUUACCAUAAAUCACAUGUUGCCAUUUAGACACAACUACCAUACUGUGGUCAUUUCACUCCUAUUCAGAUGAUAUUGCCUAACCCAGUGCUGUCAUUUUCCAGUGUGAGGAAUUCAGUUCUGAUGACUGUGUGCAAGAUGUUAAUGUGGUCCCUGUAAGAAAUACUAGAGUUGGUCUUGAUUUCUUGAGGAGAUGUAAUAUUUUAUUUUCCUUUCACUUGUUAGGAGUACAGUAACUUGUAUUGUUGCACAUCGUAUUCUUGCAACGUUAAUGAAUUUAAAUAAAUUAAUUGGAAAAUUUG